Parasteatoda tepidariorum (common house spider) is the source of this 1159-nucleotide messenger RNA. Lineage: Eukaryota; Metazoa; Arthropoda; Arachnida; Araneae; Theridiidae. The record is from RefSeq and is a predicted model, not a curated record.
AAAAAAAACUCACAACGAGAUUUGAAUUUAACAUCUAGCAGACUGGCAGAGAUGAAAAUGAUGAUGAACACUGUUGGCCAAGUUAUAUCUGGCUUACAGUGUGAAGAUGAAAGUCGGCUGUUACUAAUUACUUGUGUUAAAGAGAUAUCUUUUCUAUGUAACAUUUUACUUAUUAUUUCAGAGUGGCUCAGAAAUUAUGCAGUAGUACAUCGAUGUAUUUUUUGCAAAUACUCUACAUUGUUGAAGGGUGAUUUAACCAGGCACGCCAGAAUACACACUGGUGAAAGACCCUACCAGUGUGACAUUUGUAAAAAACGUUUUAAUCAAAAGAGUCAUUUGAAUCGUCAUAUGAAUACUCAUUUUAAGAACAAUUCCCCAUGAUUUGUAAUCAUGAUUCUACUUAAUCAUGAUCGACUUUUGUGUGAAUAUAAUUUCUAAAAUACGUAUUUAUUUGUUGUUGUUUAUUUUUAAAGGAAAAUGGGCAUUUAUUUUUAUUUUUGACAAUAUCUUUAUUUCACUAUCUUGGAUUUUCUUUUAAUAAGUGUAUAGUAAUUAUUACAAGUAAAAUUUAUUGUUUUAUAAAUACUGGAAAACACACAUGACAGUUAGAUUCCAUAGAAUUCAAACUUAUAAGUGAAUGGAUCUGUUAUGAUUUUCUGAAAUAAGUUAAUUAUUUUCUCUAUUUACUGAAAAACUAUCGCUAUAAAUUUGUCAAGUCUUAUUUGGUUGCAAGAAGAACAGCUUAAUUUCAACUGUUGCUUUUUUUACUUUAAAUUAAUAGUUUUAAUAUUUUGUUGUCAUAAAAACAACUUAUAAGUUUUAGUUUAGUUAACUCAGAUUAUCAUUCGCUUUAAUUAGGCAUUAGAUCGAUAGCUUAUGGUUUUUAUACAUUGUAAGUGAACACUAAAAACAUUCAUAUAUUGCAACCAAAAAAAGCUUUUUUUCUUUGUUAGAUUUUUUGUGUUAAAAAUUCAAUAAAAUCCUUAUCAAAUUUCAUAAAUAUGCUCUUCUUGAUGAAUUCUGUAAUUUUCCAUCAUUUAGUUAUUGAUGUAUACUAAUGAAUCUUUAACUGUGAGUAAAGAAAAAUGAACAUAUCAAGAUUUGUGAAUUUUACAGAUGAAUGAUGAUGGAUAGUUUUUAAUAAAGUUGUUGAAUUUCU